AAUAUAAUCUGUAUGAUUUCUAAUGAUGUCAAAGAGAAGAGCAGCAUUAAAACAAAUUCUAUAAGUCUUGCAGAGAUUUUAGCUAAAUUCACUUUGAAUCGAUCAUUGUAUGUGAAUGAAUCAAGUGCGCUAUGUUAUCAAUUAUUAGAUCAACUGGAAAGUCAACUUGUUGCACAAAAAAACGAAAAAAAGUUUCAUAAAAAUAUCAUUGCAUUAGAAAAUCUAUGCUAUCCCACCUUAGGAAAUAUACAGAUUGCUGACAAUGGUUCAGCUUACAUUAGAGAAACAUCAAAAAAGUCAGUAAACAAUUUAACCGACUGGUUAACAGCUCUGUCUGAAACACUUGAACGACAUACACUCUGGGAUUCUACAAAUGAUCAAUCGAAUUUAUUCAUUACACUAAUUGACGAUUUAAAAUAUCCACAUGCUAACAGUAUACUGAAAUCCAUCGAAAUGUGGAAAAAAUCCUGUUUAUAUUUGUGUUCCCUUGAAGAACAGAAUUAUUUGUCAAGUCUAAAAGUAAACAGUCAACAGUAUUUAUCACUGAAAAAUCUACAACUACGCAGUAGUAAAGCUGAAAUGCACAAAUUACUCGGUGGACAAUUAAAACAAACAAUCAGUAUCACUGGGAAUAAAUAUAAGAAUUCAAUGUGUUCAGGGUUAGUGAGCGAUAAUUUCAGUUCAUCAAAAAAUGAAACUAAUUGUAACUCUGACAAUGAGAUGAAGCAAACACCUACUGAAAAACAGGCAUUCAUACAAUGGGUGGAAAAAUGGCGUUGUGUAAAUGCAGAAUUUAUAGCUAAGCAACUGGUUAGAGAUUCUAAACCAUCACGUGAAACGGAAGGUGAUAUUUAUCAGGAUUUAGAUAAAUCCAGUGACACUCUGAACAGAUGCAUGAUAUCAUCAGUUCAGGAGAAGACAAUCCCCGGAGAUUAUGGCGUGUAUAUGGAUACAUUGAAAACAAUGUAUAGAACGUUGGUUAGUCGACCCUUGUCUACGCUACAUCGUGGUAUUAAAGAAGUUGCCGGUCAGUUAAAAACGCAUAAAUUCAAGCACUCAGAAGGUGUUAACAGAACACUGAAAGAAAUGCGAAAUUUGUUCACAAAUCAUUGACUGUGAACUGGAAAAAGGAAGAGGAAACAUACACUGACGACUAUUCACUACGUAGUCUGAACUUGGUAGAUUUUAAAUUCAGAUAUUUAAAAAAAAUC
Messenger RNA from Trichobilharzia regenti, 1211 nucleotides. The record is from the annotation of a GenBank genome assembly. NCBI's taxonomy places the organism in Eukaryota, Metazoa, Platyhelminthes, Trematoda, Strigeidida, Schistosomatidae.